AUGUUCCGGCGUCCGCUCAAGCCGGGGGCCCAGGGGGCGCGCGGGGGGCUCCCCGGCGAUGGCGACUUCCAACGGCGAGACCCGCCGCUGCCCAAGCUGACCUCGCCCGACCUGCGAGCGGCCCGCCUCCCACGGGGCGCCGCGGGCUCGAGAGUCCCGGGGGGCGGCGCCGCGUGGUGGCAGGACUCGGACGCCGAGUCCCGGGGGUGCGUCGGGGGCCGCCAGCCGCGCCCGCCCUCCCUGUUCCCGGAGCCCCCGCGGGCAGCGCAGAAGGGCGGCGUGCUGAGGAUCCUGCUGCUGCCGCCCCUGCUCGCGGCCAGCGCGCCCCGAGGGUCGACACCCCGAGGAUCGGCACCCCGGCGCCCAGGGCCUGGAGGGUGCGAGCACCCCCGGAGGUGCGCGGCCAGGGCGGGGCCCGGCUCCUUGGGCGCCUUCAUAGGAGAGCUCCUCCCUAUCAGGUUCCGGGAGUUCCUGCAACAGCUCCAGGAGAAGUGCGCGGAGCCACCAGAGCCACUGACAUCCUCAGCACCUCGACAUCAAAGGGGCCGAGGGUCUCAUCAGUGUCCCAACUGCUCUUUCCUCCCAGACCUGUGGGGCCAGUCUUCCUACUUCCAGGAUAGUCUUAAGAAGAUUUUGCUCCAUCAGAUCCUACCUGGGCCUCUGAAGGGUGAUCUCUCACCACUCACCACGGCCAACUCGCAGGUCCUGCUGGGGACACGAGGCUGCGUUAGAACAGGCUCCAGUGGCCCUCAAGUGGAGAAGCCAAGAUUUCAGACUGGCCAGCGGAGCAAGGGCACUGUCCUAGACAUCUCGCAGUUGCUUGGCUCUUUGGUUGUGCUGAUGAAAAGCACCCUCUGCAUCUACACAGACAUUAAGAUAUGGCCCCACGGUGCACAGGGCCCCAAAGUUAAGGCUGUGCUCACUCGAAGCCCCCCAGAAGAGGCCUCUGGGCCCCGCAGGCGGUGUUGCCCUUUCCGGGUUCGAUUCGCUGACGAGACCCUACAGGACACUGCACUCCGCUACUGGGAGCGCAGCUGUGCAGUCCAGCAGAACGUCACUGAGAACCAGACGUCCACCCUUCCGGCGGUGUCGGAGCAGCUGUUCAGGAGUAUUGGGAGAUGGCUGGAGAGUUUGCCCAAAGCCCUGUACCUUGGGGGCAAAGAGGAGGCCCUGCCCAGCUCCUCCUGCUGGAACUUCCCCAGCCUGCCCACCCAGGAGCCGCAGGGCCACUUUUCUAAGGACACCCCCAUGAACAGCAGCCUGCCCUUCAUCCCUAGGACCACCACCCAGAGGCAGCGGGGGGACCUCCAAACCUUACUGGAUACCCACAACAACCAGGAGCAGGUGGGCAAAUCGCCCUGCUCCUUGGGUCCUAAGCUGGAGUCUUUCUUGCCCAGAUUGGUGCUGCAGUCGGUCCUGAGGCGAGGCCACCCUAAGGGGUACCAGCUUCUCCUGCCGUCCACAACACUGCAGCGGGCUCAGAGAUGAAUGCCCAUGAACCCACACCCAGCAGCCCACAUGGGCCGGGCAAUGAGGAGGGCCCUCCCUUGCACCACAA
This is a messenger RNA of Lemur catta (Ring-tailed lemur), 1558 nucleotides long. RefSeq names its product chromosome 10 C9orf50 homolog (gene C10H9orf50). The record is from RefSeq and is a predicted model, not a curated record. NCBI's taxonomy places the organism in Eukaryota, Metazoa, Chordata, Mammalia, Primates, Lemuridae.